This is a messenger RNA of Closterium sp. Naga37s-1, 4896 nucleotides long. Lineage: Eukaryota; Viridiplantae; Streptophyta; Zygnematophyceae; Desmidiales; Closteriaceae. The record is from the annotation of a GenBank genome assembly.
AUGGGCGCGGUCGGCUUCGGGGGUUCCGCCAGCGAGGCAGAUGGCGGAGGAACGGCAUUGGCUGUCGGGGCAUUGGCCGGGGGAUUCGACGUGAAGGCAUUGGGGGGAGGGGAAGCAAAAGAGAUGGCGGGCAGCAGUGCGAUUGGUGGUGGCGGUGGUGAUGGUGGUGGUAAUAGAGCGCAAGUGGCGGCAGGAGAAAUAGGGGCGUUAUUACCCUCAGAUGCGUCAGCUUUGCCCGGUCCUGUGGCGGCUGCUGCUGUGAAUGGCGCUGAUGGUGGCGCUGCUGCUGCUGCAAGCGCACAGCAAGUGGAUGGCGCGAAGUCGGAAGAGGAGGAGGAGGCGGAGGGAGCUGGGAAAGAGGGUCAGGAGCAGGAGGAGGAGGGGAGAGCAGAUGUGGAUGCGCGGUCUGGUUCACCCGGUAACGGAUCAUUGCGUGGCGGGGAUAGUUCCGGCGGAGAGGGGGACGAGGCGGAGGCGGAUGAUCCGGAGAGCAACGAGGAGGCGGUUAUGGCUGCGCGGCUGUCCAUGGCGAGCCUGGCUGCGGGCAUCGCCAGUCAGCCCGACUAUGACAGUCCUGGCGCCGACAGUGAUGGUGAUGGCGACGGUGGCGGUGGCAGUGGCGGUGGCAGUGGUGGUGGUGGCGGCGGAGGCGGCAGGGGAGGCGGGGGGAGUGCGAGCGGUGGGGGGAGCUCGGCGGGGAAGGCGGACCGGUCGUUGGAGCUGGGCGAUUUGAUCGGCAUGAUUAAAGACGCCGAGUCCAGUGAGUGUGCCGUGCUGCUGCCUGCAUGCAUGUGCAAGUGCAUGCACCCCCGUGCUGUUGUUCUUUUGAGCACGUUUCUCCCUUCUCUGUUUGGCCCCACCCGCCUCCUUCCCCCUUCCUGUUUUCCGAUUGCUACUUUCUCACACUCCAUCCUCGUUCCCCCACGCUUUUCCCAAUCCCCGGGCCCCCGGUCCACCCCGGUUUCCCCAUUCCCUCUUUUCUUUCCUCCCCUUUCUCCCUUCCCCUCUACCUCCUCACGCUCCGCUUUCCUCCCUCCACCGCACCGAACCCCUGGGAGAGCAGACAUUCUGCUGCUGAACCGAGUGCGGUCGCGCGCGCUGGAGGAGCUGUCCGAGGCGCGCAUGCAGAACGACGGGCUGCAGAACCAGCUGCGAAUCUUCCAGGCGCGCAUCGCGGAAGCCGACGCGAAGCUUCACCUGGCGGUGCAGAGCCGCGAGCGGAGCUCCCUGCUGGAAACGCAGCUGCGCGUGCUGCAGGAGCAGGUGGAGGAGCUGGGGGAGGCGGACGGCGAGGGGGAGGGGGAGGGGGAGGGGGAAGGCGCGGAGGCGGCGGAGGAGGAGGUGGUGGGGGAGCUGGAGAAGCAGGUGGCGGAGCUGCGCGCGCGGGUGGAGGACGGGGAGGAGGCGGAAGCGCGGCUGGAGAUUCUGCAGGGGCGGAACGAGGCGCUGCAGCAGGAGGUGGAGGAGGGGAUCCGCCAGGCGGAGGCCGCGCGGAAGAGGGCGGAGGAGGUGGAGCGGAGGCUGCGCGAGGAGAUGGAGGGGCUGACUGAGAGGCUGGUGCGCCUGCAGGCGGAAUUGGCGGUGUCUCAGGCGAAGGAGAAGGAGCUGGAGGAUGCGGUCGCGGUUAAGGGGCUGCUGGAGCGGGAAGUGGGGGAUCUGCGCGGGAAGGUGGCGGAGAAAGAGGCGGAGAUGGCGCAGGCUGUGCAGGAGCGCGAGGAGGAGGUGGCGCGGCUGCGGGAGAGGCUGGAGCGGGAGGUGGGGGAGCUGGGGAAGAAGGUGCGGGAGGAGGGGGAGCGGAGGCGGGCGGCGGAGGAGGAACGGGAGAGGCUGGAUGGGGAAAUCGCGGCGUUGAAAACGGAGGUGGAGGAGAGGGAAGAGGCGCUGAGGCGAGAGCUGGAGGAGGUGGCAGGGAAGCUAAGGCGAGAGGUGGAGGAGAGGGAAGCAGUGGUGGGGGAAGAGGUGCAGGAGAGAGAGGCUCUAGUGGCUAAGCUGAAACAGGAAGUGGAUGAGCUGACGGAAAGGGUUGGGGAGAAGGAGCGGGAGAGGGAGCGCGCGGAGGCGGAGGUGGGGGAGCUGCGGAAGAGGGUUGAGGCGGCGGAGGAGGUGGUGCGGGCGAAGCAGGGGGAGGUGGAGGUGCUCCAGGAGGAGCAGGCGGAGGAGCUGCGCGCGCUGGUGGCGCGGCUGGGGGAGGAAACCGCGCAGAUGCGGAAGGCGCUGCAGGGGAAGGAGCAGGAGGUGGCGGAGGUUGAAGCAGCGCGGGGGAAACUGGAGGAGGUGGUGAGUCGGACGGAAGGGUGGCUGGGGGAGGUCCGCAGGGAGAAUGCGGACCUGUGGGCACAGCUAGCAGCGCUGCAGCAGCAGAUGGAGGAGUCAGAAGAGAAAAGAGAGCUGGUGGUUCAGUUGACAGAGGAGGAGGAGAGGAAGCGGGAGGAGCAGCGGCAGCAGCUGGUGCUGCAGCUGCAGCAGGCGCAGGAGCGGGUGGGGGAGCUGGAGCGGAAGCAGGAGAUGGUGGCAAAGGUAGAGGCGGAGAUCAGCCUGCUACAGUCCGCAAUUGAGGAGGCGGAGGGACUGGAGAGGAUAUCCGCGGCUGUAGCAGAGCAGAACGAGGAGCUUCAGGGGGAGCUGGCAAGGCUGAGAGAGGAGGUGGCCGCGGCAGAGGCGGCGAGGGCGCGGGAGCAGGAGGAGAGGCAGGCGGAGAAGGAGGACUGGUGGCGGCUGGCUGAGGAGACAGAGGCGUAUCGGGCCCAAGUGGGCGUGCUAAGGAGCGAGCUGAUGAAAACGGACGAGCUGAUGCGAGCGCAGCUGGAGCUGUAUGAAGCCCAGGUGGCCGCUUUUCAGGAGAGUUUAGAUGCUGCGAAUGAGAGCGUGGAGGUGUAUAGGGCCCGGGCGGCGGAGGCGACAGCAGCGGCGGAAGAGGCCGCGGCGAUGGCGGCGGAUGCAGAGGCGGUGGCGGCGCAGUGGGAGGAAGCGGCCGCGUCCGGCGCGCUGGGUGAGCUGAAUCUGGGCGGAAUGACCAGCGGGUUUGUCACCAGUGGGAGCAGCAGCAGCAGCAGUGGGGGAAGGUGGCAGCGACCAGCGGUGGUUGCAGCAGGGGAGCUGCCUUGGGAAUACUGGAGUUCUCUUCUACUGAAGCUGGACGAGCUGCUGCUGCGACGGGUGUUGACAACUGAAGAGGUGGACGAGUUGAGAGACAUGGCGUGGCGGAGGGAGAAGGCGAUCAGAGACGCGUGGGAUUCUGUAGGGGGCGCGGAGGUGGUGCAGGCUGUGGCGGCGGGGGGGAACAGUGACGCGGUCCUGGGGAGAGAUGCGGUGGUGGCGGGUGCGCUGAGGGGGGUGCUGGGAGGGGAGCAGCCGCCGCUGCCGCCCCUGCAUGUGGUGCAUAUAGCUGCGGAAAUGGCUCCUGUGGCGAAGGUAGGGGCGUGGGGUGGGGAGGUGCGAGAGGGGCGGGUGGGAGGGCUAGCAGACGUGAUCACGGGGCUGUCGAAGGCUCUGCAGCGCCGGGGGCACCUGGUGGAGAUCAUUCUGCCCAAGUACGACUGCAUGGACUACUCCCGCAUCAACGACCUCAAGCCAUUGGACCUCAAGUUCUCGUCCUUCUUUGACAAUGAAAUGCACGCCUGCAAGAUAUGGAGGGGCAUGGUGGAAGGGCUGCCAGUGUACUUCAUAGAGCCGCUGCACCCCGCGCGCAUGUUCUGGCGGGGCACCUUCUACGGGUGCAACGACGACUUCCGGCGCUUCACGCUCUUCUGCCGCGCUGCCCUCGAGUUCCUCUACGUCUCGCACAAGCGCCCCGACAUCAUCCACACGCACGACUGGCAGACCGCUGUUGUGGCGCCGCUGUAUUGGGACGUGUAUGUGCCCAAGGGGCUCAACUCAGCGCAGCUGGCAUUCACGUGCCACAACUUUGAGUACCAGGGGUCGGAGCAUGCCAGUGCGCUCGCUGCCUGUGGGCUGGACGUGAACCGGCACAACGUGCCCGAGCGCAUGAGGGAUAACUUCAUGCACGACAGAGUCAACCUGCUCAAGGCGGGCAUAGUGUUUUCAGGAGUGGUUACCACUGUGUCGCCAACAUACGCCAUGGAAGUCAGAGGGCCCGAGGGCGGGCGAGGGCUGCACCUGACGCUGGGGCAGCACGAGAAGAAGUUUUUUGGCGUGCUGAAUGGGAUUGAUUCAGAGGUGUGGGAUCCCGCCACCGACCCGCUGCUGUGCUGCCCCUACAGCGCUGCUGAGCCCGAGGGCAAGGCGGAGAACAAGGCGUAUCUCAAGUCCAUGCUUGGGCUCUCGUCCUCAGGGCCUGAUGCACACAAGCCGCUGGUGGGGUGCAUCACGCGUCUGGUGCCACAGAAGGGAGUGCACCUCAUCCGCCACGCCAUCUACCGCACGCUGGAGCGCGGUGGCCAGUUCGUGCUGCUUGGAUCCAGCCCCGUGCCCGACAUCCAGAAGGACUUUGAGGGCAUAGAGCGGCAGUUCAGCAGCGACCCCAACAUCCGGCUGGUGCUCAAGUACGAUGAGAGCCUCUCGCACCUCAUCUACGCCGGCUCCGACCUCUUCAUCAUCCCCUCCAUCUUCGAACCCUGCGGCCUCACCCAGCUUAUUGCGAUGCGCUAUGGUUCCAUACCCAUCGUGCGCAAGACAGGCGGGCUCGCAGACAGUGUGUUUGAUGUGGACGACCCAUCCAUCCCCGUGGAGAAGCGCAACGGCUUCAGCUUCACUGCCAGUGAUGUCAAUGCGCUCAACUACGCUCUUGACCGAGCCAUAACAGCGUACUACGAGCGGCGCGAGUGGUGGGUGCAGCUGGUAGCGCACACCAUGGCCAUGGACUUCGGGUGGGAGCAAUCCAGCCGGCAGUACGAGCAACUCUACCACCGCUGCCUGCCUCACCGCCGCACCUGGUGA